AUGUCUACUACACCACAAGUCUUUGGCAACUUCGAUCUCAUUCAGAAGUUUAAACUAGACUUUGCAGAGGUUGUCGUAUCCAAAUACAGGAGCAGAAUUACUGGUUUAAGCAUUGUACAUCUCGAUUAUGAAGCGCCUAUCGUAAAUGGCUAUUUUGUAGUGCCCACAGAAAUUUUCAAUGACUCGGGAUGUCCUCAUACCUUGGAACACUUGGUAUUUAUGGGCUCUGAGAAGUACCCAUACAAAGGGAUCAUCGAUCAUUUGGCCAACCGUGGAUUCUCAAAUGGAACAAACGCUUGGACAGACACAGACCAUACUGCCUACACUGUCUCCACUGCUGGAGAACAAGGAUUCCUCCAGUUACUGCCGAUAUAUGUAGAUCAUAUUCUCUAUCCUACCAUAACCAAGGCUGGGUAUGUUCAUCACAUAGAUGGAAAAGGGCAUGAUUCUGGGGUUGUCUACAGCGAAAUGCAAGGAAGAGAAAAUACUUCAGGCGAUCUUAUGGCGCUCGGCAUGCAACGGCUUCUUGAUCCCCCCAGUAGUGCAUACCGCAGCGAAACUGGCGGACUGAUGGAAGCGCUUCGGAGAUUAACUGUCGAGCAAAUCCGGGAGUAUCAUGGAUCUUAUUACGUGCCCCACAAUCUGUCUCUGAUCGUGGCGGGAAAGCUGUCGAGCGGGACUGAAUCGUUGUUAUCGGUUGUGCAAGAGCAAGUGGAACCUAGCCUCAUAGCACACGGUCAGAAUCGCGGUCCAAAGCCAGAGGGUUGGAAGCGUCCUUUCCUAGAGACACCAAGUGCUAUCAGACCCCCAAUCAAAGAGUCUAUCAAAAAAAUUAUAGAAUUUCCUGAACAGGACGAAAGUGUCGGUGAAAUUAUCAUCAAUUUCUUAGGCCCGGCUCCAAAUGAAUUUUUAGAGAGAAAGGCCUUGGAUGUUCUCAGUACUUAUCUCACUUCAUCUGCUGCUGCUCCUUUGAAUAAAGAAUAUGUCGAAAUUGAGUCACCAUUAUGCACCUACAUCUACUUUUCGGAAGAUACUAGAGCGACGCGUGUUUCUAUGCCUAUCUAUGUUGGAUCCGUGUCGACCGAAAACCUUGACACCUUUGAUCAAAAGCUCAAGGCCAGCUUUCAGCGAAUUGUCAAUGAGGGUAUUGAUAUGGAACGUAUGGCUAUGGUCAUUAACCGCGACGAACGUCAACUCCGAAGCAAACUGGAAUCUGCGAAAGGAGACACUUUCUCUGGGACUGUGAUCACAGAUCAUCUGUAUGGUGCUGAGGAUGGAUCGGAGCUUGCGCCCUCUAUGGCCGAAUUUGAUGCAUACGCUGCCGUCAAGAAGUGGACCAGCAAUCAAUGGACUAACCUCCUUCAAAAGUACUAUAUCGAUCCUUCAUCUGUUGUUGUCAUCGGACGUCCUUCUGCAGCCCUCGCUGCAAAGCUGGAAAAGGACGAGAAGAAACGCCUCGCUGCACAAGUCAAGAGGCUUGGUCCUGAGGGUAUCAAAGCUGCUGCGAAAGAACUCGAGGAAGCCAAGGCUGAACAUGACAAGCCCAUUCCCACAGAAGUUCUUACACAAUUCCAGAUUCCCAGUGUGAAGAGUAUUUCUUGGAUACCUGUGCAAAGUGUCCAACAGAAAGGGAGGGGCCGAUCUGCUCUACCUACUCCAUCAAGUUCAGAUCUAGCCAAAAUCAUAGCCUCUGACGGAGAUGAGCUGCCUUUCUUCGUGCAAUAUGAUCACGUAGAGUCUGACUUUGUUAGCAUUACCGCAUUUUUCUCAUUAGAGAACUUACCUCAGCGGUUACGAAAACACAUAUCCACAUACCUCUCUGCCUUCUUCGCCCUUCCAGUGAAGCGUCAAUCUGGCGAGCGGCUUAGUCACGAAGAGGUGAUUAACAAACUCGAUGAUGAAACUGUAUCUUAUGAGGUCGGACUGGGUAUUGCGAACUCUUUCGCCGAAACGCUUCGCAUUACCAUCAAAGUUGAAAAUGCCGCCUAUGAAACCGCAAUCGCCUGGCUCAAGGACCUACUAUAUGGUAGUGAAUUUGACAAGGAACGGUUAGCGGUCACCAUCGCUAAAGUACAGCAAUCUCUCCCAGAGAUGAAGAGAGAUGGAAGCACUGUACUCAGUUCCUUAUGGGCUGAUUUAAUGUUCAGCGAGAAGUCUACCUCUCGUGCCGGUGGUGUCCUCCCUCAAGUGGAGUUUGUCCCUAAACUUGCAAAAGAGUUACAAGAGUCUCCAGAAAGAGUUAUCGCAGAUUUUGACGAGAUCAGAAAGCACAUGAUUGAUCCUUCUGGGAUGCGUUUCUCCGUAAGCGGUAAUGUUUUGAAGAUCAAUCACCCUCGUAGCACAUGGAGGAAGUAUUUCCAAGACGUACCAGAAGCACCCCUAAGUCCCAUCCCAUUUUCUGCCGAGGUCCUUAGUCCCGUUGGUGCUAAUCCCGUCAAAAAGGCUCUCGUCAUGAGUCUUCCUACCAUUGAGAGCUCAUAUGUGAUCCACACAUCAAAAGGAAUCCAGGGUUUCGACCACCCUCAAUAUCCUGCAUUCCGUGUAGCUCUUGAAGUGUUAAACGCAACUGAGAGUUAUUUAUGGCGCUAUAUCCGGGGAUCUGGUUUGGCUUAUGGCGCAUACGUAUCGCUGGAUGUGGAAUCCGGUCUGCUUAGCUUUUCUCUUUAUCGAAGCUCAAACAGUAUGGGUGCAUUCAAGGCUGCCUCUACGGUCAUCAAAGGCCUCGCCGAUGGCACGGUAACUCUUGAUGACACUACCGUGGAUGCAGCAAAGAGCAGUAUCGUUUAUGGAGUUACCAAAACUGUAUCCACAGCUAGUCGAGCUGCCAUCGUGUCUUUCACCAAUCAGGCCCUGAAAGGUGUACCGCAGAAUCAUCAAAUGGAGCUGCUUGAGAAAUUCCAAGCUGUAACCAAAGAAGAUAUCAUUUCCGUUUUCCGCAGCCAUUUCCUACCCCUUUUCGAGUCUCAAUCUUCAGUUGCAGUGGUAGUAACUGCUCCUUCCAAAGCUGAUGAAAUUGACGCUGGUCUUGCAGGCUAUGGAUUUGAAGUUGAACGAAGGACGUUGGAUAUUGAUCCCAAUGAAAUGGCAGGCUCGGACGAAAGUGAUAGUGAGAGCGGUAGUGAGAGUGAUGAAUCUGGUUUGCACUAA
Messenger RNA from Lentinula edodes (shiitake mushroom), 3147 nucleotides. RefSeq names its product Metalloenzyme, LuxS/M16 peptidase-like protein. Bases 1 to 3147 code for a protein of 1048 amino acids. The transcript has 20 exons. Gene Ontology annotation, molecular function: metal ion binding. NCBI's taxonomy places the organism in Eukaryota, Fungi, Basidiomycota, Agaricomycetes, Agaricales, Omphalotaceae. The record is from RefSeq and is a predicted model, not a curated record.